AUGAACGACGCAGGCGCCGACGAGGCCAUUAAAGAUCUGGCUGAGUCCCACGCAAGAGAACCCGACCUCAACCGAUUCCUUUCUCCCACAUAUAAUCACAACAACAAGCGGUCCUCACGUCCUAACAGUGAGACGAGUUCUGUUAAUAGUGUUCCGACACAGAGUUCUCAGAAGGACAAUGUAGGAAUAGGACCGUCAAGGCCGCCACAUAGGACGUCUUGUUUUUGGGAGAGAUUUAGUCAUGAUUCGAGAGAAGACGAGGAAGAGGAAGUUGAAAAUGUGAGGAGAAGUAGGAGUGGGGAUGCUGGGCUGGAGACAAGGGGUCCUGACACUAGAAAUGGAAGUACAAAUUCUAGCUCACCGAUGAGGGAAGUUGAAGGAGAUUUGGCGGGGCCAAAUGUGGGUGGGGAUGAGGAAGAGAAUAUUAGAGAGCUUCAAGAGAUGGAGAGAAAGGGAGAAGAAGAUGAGCAACUACCCGGGGUGUACUUUUUUCUAAGCACGGCGUUCCCUUUAAUCUCAGCAACAUUAGGACCUAUAGCGAAUGUAACGUCAAUCUGUGCCUUAGCCGUGCCCUGGAGAGUUUAUAUUCCUCCAAACUCGUUCUCCCCGCUUGACGACAGUUAUAAAAUCUCGGACCCUACUUGGUCGUUAGCCCUAAACGCUGUGUCCCUUGCCUGCGGGUUUGCAGCAAACAUAAUACUCCUCCUAAACUUGUCCAGGCGCAUACGAUCCGCACAUCUCCAACCUAUCACAAUCACCCUCUGGUACUUAGCUUCAUUUUUACUUAUCGCCCUCCUAGCCUGUUACCGCCAAUAUUUGUAUUCCGUCCCUCGAGAAAAUCACACUUGGAGCCAAGCAUUCUAUUAUGGCAUCAUCGCCGCAUCACUAUACUUCCUUAUUGCGACACUUCUAGUCGGGAAUUAUAUUGGCGUAUUAACUGGGAAAUAUGCGAAACAGUUCACCUUGACGAUAGCGCAGCGCACGUUAAUGUUACAAACUAUGAGCCUGAUGGGGUGGUUAUGCCUCGGCGCUGGUGUUUUUGCAAAACUUGAGGGAUGGGCGUAUCUCGACGGAAUUUACUUUUGUGAUACGACGUUUUUGGUCAUAGGGCUGGGGGAUUAUACGCUUACCACGAAAGCCGGACGAGCUCUGUUAUUCCCGUAUGCUACGAUUGGGAUUGUAACUGUUGGUUUGAUCGUUAGUAGUAUUCGAGGGUUGGUUUUAGAACGAGGGAAGAGGAAAGUGAGAAGAAGGCUUUUAGAAAAGCAGAGAGAAGUCAUUGUUGACGGUGGGGAGCACGGUGUGGUGGAUAGAGCUGAAAGCCAGAAAGAAAGGUUCGAGCUUAUGAGAAAAGUGCAGGAUAGGGCGGACAGAAAGAGGAAGUGGAUGAGCUUGUGUACGUCUGUAACGUUCUUCUUGGUAUUUUGGCUUGGUGGGGCGUUUGUGUUUAUGGAAGCAGAGAAAGACCAGAAAUGGACAUACUUUCAAUCACUAUACUUCUGCUACACCACAAUUCUGACAAUUGGAUAUGGCGAUUUUACCCCGACGUCGAACUCUGCAAAACCAUUCUUCGUCAUAUGGACUCUUCUCGCAGUUCCAAUGAUGACUAUACUCGUCUCUAACCUCGGCGAUACCAUCAUCGUUAUUAUCAAGAAUGUGACCUUAUGGCUAGGCGAAUGGACAAUCUUACCCGAAGAAAAGCUGCCCGAUCUGGGUGGCCGGAAUCGAUGGCUCAAGACAGAAACGCAGAGGCGACGACAACGGAGGAUACAAGGGUCAGAGAAAUUUCAACAAGCACAAAGAGAGCGGGAAGAACAGAGACACCGAGAAUUAAGAGAUGACGACGAGGAGGACAUUGAAGAAAAGAGGGCAUUGGAACGGAUAGGGACCGGGCUGAUCAACCGAGAGGGAAAGGAGCGUGAUACUGGGAGUGGGGAAGAGCGGAAUAAAAGGUUAUUCCAUGAUCUGGCCUUUUCGAUCCAGAAACUUAUGCCAGACCUUGCCAGCAAUUCGCCCAAACAAUAUGGUUACGAAGAAUGGUCUAGCUACCUGAAACUCAUUAAUAUGCAAGACCCGAGGUCGAGGAUCCAACCGGCACCAAGAGUUGGCGAGGCGGGAGUUGAAAGACACCCAAAAGAUGACUGGCUGGGGGAAAAUAGUCCGUUGAUGAGUAGACAAAGUGAAACAGAAUGGCUGCUCACAAGACUAUGCAGCCGGUUAGAAGCGUGCUUAAGAGAAGAGAGGGACAAUGAAAAGAAGAAGAGGAAAGGGAAAGCCAGAAUUGAAGGCCUUGAUAUCGGCGGGGAUUCAGCCGAAAUAUUUAAAUCUACCUAA
This is a messenger RNA of Orbilia oligospora ATCC 24927, 2334 nucleotides long. RefSeq lists its product as uncharacterized. Gene Ontology annotation, cellular component: membrane. Gene Ontology annotation, biological process: stabilization of membrane potential; potassium ion transmembrane transport. The transcript has 4 exons. NCBI's taxonomy places the organism in Eukaryota, Fungi, Ascomycota, Orbiliomycetes, Orbiliales, Orbiliaceae. Gene Ontology annotation, molecular function: potassium ion leak channel activity. Bases 1 to 2334 code for a protein of 777 amino acids. The record is from RefSeq and is a predicted model, not a curated record.